UUCACAAUCAAAAAUUACUGCUUUUUUACCUAAAGUAUCUAUUCCAAUAACUAUUAAAGAAUUAACUACAAAUAAAUUAGUUAAUUUUGUAUAUAAAGAUUUAUGUCUUUUUGAAAUUAUUGAAGGUGAAGAAUUUAGAGAUUUUUCUUAG
Molecule: messenger RNA, 151 nt
Organism: Cetraspora pellucida
Lineage: Eukaryota; Fungi; Glomeromycota; Glomeromycetes; Diversisporales; Gigasporaceae
Source: the annotation of a GenBank genome assembly